GUGGAGGUGGACCAUGCACAGUGUGAGCAGGCUGUGUGACAGAGGAGCAGACGGGAGCUCAUAUAAACGUGCUGCGUUCACUCGGGGCUAUCGCGGGAUAAGAAAACAGCGCUACCUGUGUCACUGACCUCCGGCUGCUUCAAAGCGCAACAGCCGAGCUCCGGCUCAUGCAGAGCGGCCAUGGCCUCGCUGGAGGGCUGCCGCUGCCGGGGAUCCAGCGGCCGGAACAACAGCAGCAUCCUCUACAGCAUUUUGAAGAGUGACAGCCUCGUGAGCACCGAGGAACAACAACAACAACAACAUCCACAAGAACAACAACAAACACUGCUACACCUGCUCCACAAGACGUCCUCCUCCUCCUCCUUAUCCUCCUCCACCACCUCAGCCUCCUCCGGGCCGGCCUCUCUGCAGGAGCUCCGGCAGCAGGCGUGCUCCUGCGGCUCGGCGCGGCGCCGUGGCGUCCUCCGCUCCCCGCAGGUGACUUGCAAAGCGGCGUCGGCGGUGCUGGUGAAGACGCUGCGCUUCGUGAAGAACGUGCCGUGCUUCCGGGAGCUGCCGGAGGACGACCAGCUGGUGCUCAUCCGCAGCGGCUGGGCUCCGCUGCUGGUGCUCGGGCUUGCGCAGGACCGCGUGGACUUCGAGACCACGGAGACGGUGGAGCCCAGCAUGCUGCAGCGCAUCCUCACCGGCUUACCCGAGCGCCAGAGCGAGCCCCCGGCCGGGCCGAGCACAGCGGCGUUCGGGGUGUCGGUGGUGGACAUCGGGGCGAUCCGAGCUUUCCUGAAGAAGUGCUGGAGUGUGGAUAUCAGUACCAAGGAGUACGCGUACCUGAAAGGAGCCGUGCUCUUUAACCCGGAUCUGGAGGGUCUGCGCUGCCUCCACUACAUCCAGUCCCUGCGCAGGGAGGCGCACCAGGCUCUGAACGAGCACAUCCGGCUCAUCCACCGCGAGGACACGACACGCUUCGCCAAGCUGCUCAUCGCCCUGUCCAUGCUGAGGGCCAUCAGCCCGCCGGUGGUCGCCCAGCUCUUCUUCAGACCCGUCAUAGGCAGCGUGAACAUCGAGGAGGUGCUCAUGGAGAUGUUCUACGGGAAGUGAAGAGGAGGUUCAGGUUCAGCUGCCAUGUGGACUGAGAGGCUGUGAGAGAGUGACGGCAGGGGAGGAGGAGGAUGAUAUAG
Messenger RNA from Platichthys flesus (European flounder), 1178 nucleotides. It is a transcript of the gene nr0b1, whose product is annotated as nuclear receptor subfamily 0, group B, member 1. Lineage: Eukaryota; Metazoa; Chordata; Actinopteri; Pleuronectiformes; Pleuronectidae. The record is from RefSeq and is a predicted model, not a curated record. Gene Ontology annotation, biological process: negative regulation of transcription by RNA polymerase II. Gene Ontology annotation, cellular component: cytoplasm; nucleus. The coding region runs from base 181 to 1098 and encodes 305 amino acids. The transcript has 2 exons. Gene Ontology annotation, molecular function: transcription factor binding; transcription corepressor activity.